This is a messenger RNA of Strongylus vulgaris, 1545 nucleotides long. Lineage: Eukaryota; Metazoa; Nematoda; Chromadorea; Rhabditida; Strongylidae. The record is from the annotation of a GenBank genome assembly.
CAGACCACUACAGAGAGGAACGAAUUAACAGCAACACCGCAAGAAGAAGCCAGUGGAGAAGAACCUUCAGAUAAAAACGCACUCCCUAAAGUAGAAGCGAGUUUAGAUGAAACUACCGCUGUUUCUGCUGAGAAUGCAGCAACAGCAACAAGUUCCGGUGUUGAUAAAACGUCUCCAACAUCAUUACCCGAGAGCUCCACUUCAACCGUCGCCAUUCCGCCUGUGAUUGUGGCAGGUGGUGAACAGACCACUACAGAGAGGAACGAAUCAACAGCAACACCGCAAGAAGAAGCCAGUGGAGAAGAACCUUCCGAUAAAAACGCACUCCCUAAAACCACUACGGAGAGGAGCGACUUAACAGCAACACCGCAAGAAGAAGCCAGUGGGGAAGCGGGCCUUGAAAAUAACGCUUCUCCUAAGGAACAAGCAGGCCUAGAUGAGACAACUACUGUUUCUGCUGAGAGUAUGCCAGCAGCAACAGCAACAGGUGCUCCAAGCGCUGGUAUUUCUGAAACGUCUUCAACAUUAUUACCCGAAGCAUCUACCCCAACCGUCGCCUUUCCACCUGUGAUUGCAGUAGGUGGUGUACAAGCUACUACGGAAAGGAGCGAGUCAACAGCAACACCACCUGAGGAAGGCAGUGGAGAACAACCUCUUGAUAAAAAUGCACUUCCUGAAGUGCAGCCGAGUCUAGAUCAAGCUGCUGGAACUUCUGCCGAAAGCGCAUCAGAAACAACAACAGCCAAAGCUUCAGCAGAGGUGUCUGUAACAACUCCUAGCACUGAGGAGAUUGCCACAACUACUUCUCCUACUGAAGCAAGCGCUGGAACAGAAAUUACUAGAACACAGACCACAACAGGAGAAAGCGAGCUAAAAACAGUAUCACCAGAGGAGGCUAGCGGUGAAGAAUUGACUACGAAAAACAUAUUGCCUGAGGUGCAAGCAAAUCAAGACGGAUCUAAUACUGUUUUUGCUAAGGGUUCAACAACGGCUUCCUCAGACGAGAGUGCAACAACUCCUAGCACGGGAGAGACAGUUACAAACAUCUCCCCUCCUGUAGGUGGAAUUGUAACUGGAACGAGUACAGAACAAACUUCAACAGGUAGCACUGGAUCACCGUUAUCCGAGGAGAACAGUGGAGAAGAACCCCUCGACAAAAGUGCGCUCCCUAAGGUGCAAGCGAGCUUGGACGAAACUACAACUCUUCCUGCGGAGAGUACACCAGAAGCGGCAACAGCAGCAGCUAGUUCAAGCACUGGCUCUUCUGAAACACCUUUACCCGAAGGUUCUGUCUCAACCGUCGUAAUUCCACCUAUAAUUGUAGUAGGAGGCGAACAGACCACUACAGAAAAGAGUGAACUAACAACAACAUCACAUGAGGAAGCUGCAGAGCGAAUAACAGAAACCUCAACAGCGAUGACUCCAGAGGGUCUAUCUGAAACAUCUCCUCCUCCUGAGGCUACCGUAACUACCUCUUCCAUUGUAGUGAGCGCUGUAACAGAAGUGACGAAGGAACAGACCACAAUAGGAACCAGCGGAGCAACA